AUGGCGCAGGAACUCAUAGCGCCAAAUGGGCGCAAAAUCACUCUGCAAACUGGACUGUUCAUUGAUAAUGAAUGGGUUGGUGCCAUUGAGGGUGGAUUUAUUGAAAGUAUCAAUCCCACAGAUGAGACAGUGAUCACAUCAGUUCAGGCCGCUACUGAAGCAGAUGUUGACAUUGUAGUGAAAAGGGCCCAGGCCGCACUGAAACAUCCAAGCUGGGCGGAUCUCCAUCCGUCGACCCGAGGCUCGCUACUCAGAAGACUCAGCGAUUUGGUGGAAGAGCACAGCGUUGACUUGGCGACUCUUGAAGCGUGGGACAGCGGAAAACCUUACUCGGUCGCUUUGCAUGAAGAUGUCGCCGAGGUGACAACCUGUCUACGAUAUUUCGCGGGCUUUGCGGAUAAAGCCUCCGGGGAAUUCAUUGAUGGUGGGGCUUUGAAAAUGGCCUAUACCAUUCGCGAGCCAUUCGGUGUAUGCGGGCAGAUUAUCCCUUGGAACUACCCGCUCAUGAUGGCGGCUUGGAAGCUUGGCCCUGCAUUGGCAUGUGGAAACACUGUGAUUCUCAAACCGUCCGAGCUCACACCACUUUCAAUUCUCUAUUUUGCGGGUCUCACCAAAGCCGCUGGAUUUCCUCCCGGAGUUAUCAAUAUCCUGAAUGGGUAUGGUGAUCAGGCAGGUGCUGCAAUUGCUAGACACCCUGAUAUCCAGAAAAUAGCGUUCACGGGUAGCACGUCUACUGGCCGCGAAAUCAUGAAGAUGGCCGCCUCUAAUCUGAAAGCCAUCACACUCGAGACAGGUGGAAAGUCGCCUUUGCUUGUGUUCAAUGAUGCCGACCUGCAACAGGCUGUGAAAUGGGCUCAUACUGGCAUCAUGAGCAAUCAAGGUCAAAUUUGUUCCGGUACUAGUCGCAUUUUGGUCGAAAGGAGCAUCUAUGAGCCAUUCAUUGAUGCGUUCAAGACUUCUGCGGAAGAAACUAGCAAAGUCGGUGACCCAUUUACCGAAACGACAUUCCAAGGCCCACAGAUCUCAAAAAAACAGCAUGAUCGAAUCCUGGCAUACAUCAAUUCUGGUAUCAAGGAGGGUGCCCGACUGGUUCUGGGGGGUUCCUCCUGCAGUGUCAACAACGGGAAAGGGUUUUUCAUCCAGCCAACGAUCUUCUGUGAUGUUUCUCGGGACAUGGAGAUCUACCAAAAAGAGAUAUUUGGUCCUGUCGUUGUUAUACAGCCAUUUGAAACAGAAGAUGAUGCCGUUGAAAAAGCUAAUGAUUCUCCAUAUGGAUUGGCUUCCGCUAUCUUUUCCCAAGACAUCACCAGAUGUCAUCGUUUGGCUAGAAAGAUCGAAAGUGGUACUGUCUGGAUAAACAGUAGCAACGACAGUGAUUCAUUAACGCCAUUUGGUGGGAUGAAACAGAGUGGGAUUGGCCGUGAGCUUGGUCAGGCUGGAAUGGAAGCUUACUCGGUCAUCAAAUCUGUUCAUGUAAAUCUUGGUGCAAAACUCUAG
Molecule: messenger RNA, 1497 nt
Organism: Penicillium salamii
Lineage: Eukaryota; Fungi; Ascomycota; Eurotiomycetes; Eurotiales; Aspergillaceae
Source: the annotation of a GenBank genome assembly